Sycon ciliatum is the source of this 2101-nucleotide messenger RNA. RefSeq lists its product as uncharacterized. NCBI's taxonomy places the organism in Eukaryota, Metazoa, Porifera, Calcarea, Leucosolenida, Sycettidae. Gene Ontology annotation, molecular function: aspartic-type endopeptidase activity. Gene Ontology annotation, biological process: proteolysis. The record is from RefSeq and is a predicted model, not a curated record. Bases 334 to 1737 code for a protein of 467 amino acids. The transcript has 2 exons.
CUGCAUUGUCGCUGCACACUCCAACGGGCACUGGACCUGUCAGUGCCCGUACACAGGUGCUACGCUCCUGUUCUCCGGAGGUGGUGAUUUUUAUUUAGGUUCAUUUCAACUCGGAGCUCGAUCCCUUCACGUCGCAAGGGAGAGGGGCAGAGAAUUUCAAAACAUUAUUUCCAACGUUGUACGAAAGCAAACAAAAUGAUCUACUUGUGCUUUGAUUGAAGUCGGGCUGCGCUUCUCGGACGACCGCGCCCGUUGUUUUCCGCCACACAGCGGAGCAGACCGGCAGGCACGUCCGGCUGUCGACUAUCGUGCACGGAGCGGAAGCCGGACAUCAUGGCAAAUCUAUUUGGCAAGACAAUGCACGGUCUUCUCCUGGUGAUGAUGGCGGCAGUGCCGCUGUCCGCGCUGUGUCCAAGGUGUGUCGCCGAAGACAAGCUGCUUCACGUCAAUGUACUGCGCGCACCUAGCGUGUUCUCUAGCCUAAUGGCGCGCGGUGCGACGUCCAGGGAAAUUGUAGCCAUGACGGAACACCUGGCGGAGCUGCAGGUGCGCACGCAGCAAGAGGAGGCGAUGCAGCGGCGCAGCGGAGACGGCAACAGUGCGGUGACCGUCGAGGCGCCGUCGAAGCAAAAGCUGAUCGAGGAGCACAUGCUGACUGUAGUGAACGAUGCGUACUUCGGAGCAAUCUACGUCGGAACGCCGCCGCAGAAGUUCUUCGUACAGUUCGAUAGCGGCUCGUCCAACCUGUGGGUGGUGUCGUCACGUGUCGACUGCCACAAGAAAGCCACCCACCUGAAGAAGAGCAAGGGUCUGUUCAUUGCCGGCAAUGCGACCGGCUGUCCAAACCUGCGUCGAUACGACCACUCCUUGUCGAGCACGUAUGCAUCACAACAGCGAUCCUUCUCGCUUACGUACGGCAGUGGGUUGGUGCGCGGGGUCUUCGGCCAUGACUCUGUCACCAUCGGAGGAGCGACGAUGAAGAAUGUCCUGUUUGCCGAAGCCACACUCCUGUCGCUGGAGUUCAGAAAUGGGGAGUACGAUGGAAUCAUGGGCUUGGGUCGUAGCUCCAUAGCUGUUGGGCAGGCGCCGAGCAUCACACACUACCUGAAGUCACAGGGGCUCAUCAACACGGCCGCCUUCUCUAUCUAUCUCAACACCGUCGAGAACAACGCCGCCGAGAAAGCGGUGGACGGCGGGCGGCUAGUGUUUGGUGGCGUGGACCCGCGGCACUACACCGGGAAGAUCUACUACGUCGCGGUGUACGACAACGCGUUCUGGACGUUCAACAUCCUCUCCAUGACCGUCCCCGUCUCGGUGAACAACGUUCAGCUCGGCGCUCUGGACCUGUGCCCCGGAGGCUGCCAGGCCAUCGCCGAUACGGGCACGUCGCUGAUCGUCGGUCCUCAGAAAGCCGUCGACAAGCUCAACGUGGCCCUGGGCGCCAUCAACACCAGCGUCAAGCUGAUGGGCAUAUUCACGCAGCUGCGCUGCACCGCCGAGCACCCGGUCAUCCGCAUGGCAGUGCAGGGCGUCACCAUCAACCUGACCAGCAAGACAUACCUGCUGCGGAUGAACAUCACGGAUGACGACGGCACGCAACGAGCGAUCUGCGUGAGCACGUUCCUCGCCAGCAACAUGUCCCCGUCCUGGAUCCUGGGCGACUCCUUCCUCAAGGCCUUCCUGACGGUAUUCGACUACGAGAACAAGCGCAUCGGGUUUGCCAAGAUUGCCCGGUAACAGAGUAUGUGUGAGAACGAGUGUACACGCAGCAUUUCAGUGCAGACUCAGCAAGAUAGGAAUAAUUUGCGCAUGGUUUUAAAACUUAUAAUUUAGGCGCUAAUUGUGCGAUGGUGAGGCUAUUCGCUCAUUGUGUUGCGUGAACGUAGCGCUCUGUUGGUAGCUGUAUAAGGGCAGCACGUUGGAAUUCUUCGACCUCUGGUCGUAUUGCUCCGGCAUGGUAUUCUAGAUCUGGCAUAUAGUUCGUUUGUUAAAUUGCAAAUCACUAGCUUCACGGAACAAUUUCACCCUUUCUCACGUUCUGCCUUUUAUUCUCCAUUGUUGUGUGCGUAAAAGAGGACUAAUGGUUCAUGAGUUUAACUCU